GAGUGACUCCUCCUUGUGAGAGAAGUAGACAACCUCAGGGCAGGUCCUGUUUUCCCUCUCAGAACUACAAUCACUAGUUCCCUCUGAGAGCUGAGACUGAACUACACCUUACCUUCUUGAGGACUCAGUGAGGAUCAGAUUUGGGUCUUCAAAUUAGAAGACUAGUACAGCCUCUGAAGUUCACCAGGUCGAUUCAGCUCCUGCUGAUUUCACCAUUCGUCCUGAUGAAUGUGUCCCAAACAAUGGAGACAGAGGAGGACCUCCUGACUUGUCUCCACAUCAAGUUUUACCACCCUCAGCAGAACUGCAAGGGUCUUUUUGGUCUGCUUCCCUUUGGGACCAGGAGCCGACACCCAGCAGACGAUCCUCUUCGGCUGGGUCGUGAUGCCACGGCUUGCACCUUCGCCCUAAAUGACAUGCGGGUGUCUCGCAAACAGUUUGUCCUCUUUGCCUACCGCACACCUCAGAGCCUGGAAAUGCUUUUCACAAUCCAGAACCUGAGCCAGAAAGGGAGACUGUCAGUGAAUAGCUCGGCGCUGGGGUUCCUGGAAAGAAUGGACCUCCCAGAUAAAGCCCUGAUCCGGUUUGGAGAGUAUGAGAUGCUCAUCAUCCGUGAAUCGGGCGAGGCCAAAGGAAGCUUUGAGGUGGGGUUUGAGGUGCUGGCAGUGCCUCCAUCCAGAGAGACGUGCAUGUGUGUGUCCAGUAGUACACCAGUCAUGGACACAGGCUCAUAUGUGAGCACCAGUUUCCCAGCUGAACCCACGGCACUGGGUCCUCUGGAGAGUGAUGAAACCCUCAUGUGUCCGUCAUGAUGUGAAGCUCAUGCUGAAAGGUGUUGACUUUACUUGUACUGAUAUAUAAACUAGUGUAGUUGUUUCAUG
Molecule: messenger RNA, 881 nt
Organism: Notolabrus celidotus (New Zealand spotty)
Lineage: Eukaryota; Metazoa; Chordata; Actinopteri; Labriformes; Labridae
Gene: tifa
Product: TRAF interacting protein with forkhead associated domain
Exons: 2
Coding region: 225-812 (195 amino acids)
Biological process (GO): canonical NF-kappaB signal transduction
Molecular function (GO): protein binding
Source: RefSeq, a predicted model, not a curated record